Messenger RNA from Eruca vesicaria subsp. sativa (arugula), 262 nucleotides. The record is from the annotation of a GenBank genome assembly. Lineage: Eukaryota; Viridiplantae; Streptophyta; Magnoliopsida; Brassicales; Brassicaceae.
GUAGUGGAGAAACUCAGAUCCCAAAUCGGUUCGAGCUUAGUAUCAACAACGAUUUGGGGGGGGGGGAGACUCACCUUUCAUCAGUUCCAGCUUUGAUUCCAGCAGCGUCUGUCCCCUCCUAUGCGGCGAGCACGAAGGAGGAGAAGGUUGAGGAGUUCAAAAAGAAGAAGGAAAAGUCGAGAUCAAGGUCUCACAGGAGGUCGAGGUCAAGAGCUAAGGAGUUGGAGGAUUCUUGUGUUAAGGAGGUUCGUGAAGAUAAGAG